GCCCGCACGCAGGCGCGCUGGGAGCCCGGGGCGCCCCACGCGGGCGCUCCCAGAGCCUCGGCGGCGGCGCCCGGCUCGGCAGCGAGCGGGGCGCGGGCCGGGAGCGGAGCUGCGGCAGCGCCGGGGAGCCGCGGGAGGAAGGCGGGAGCCGGAGCCGGAGCCGGAGCCGCAGCCGCGCCCCGCCCCGCUCAGCCCAGCCCAGCCCCGCUCCGUUCAGCCAGCUGCGCUCUCGCCGCCGAUCGCCCCGCUGCCAUGGGGUAGGGGCGGCGGAGCGGGGGGGCGCCGUCAGGCUGUGGCCGGCGGAGCGCGGAGCGGCGCCCCGCGGUGCCGUGGGGCGCGAGGGGCAGGAGCGGCGGGGCUGGCGCGGGAGGCCGGGCAGGGCAGGGGGCUGUCCCGGUGCGAGAGCGGCGGCGGCAGGCGGAGAGAUGAUCGCGGAGUUGUUGAGCAGCGCCCUGGGGCUCGCCCUGUACCUCAACACCCUGAGCGCCGACUUCUGCUACGAUGACAGUCGAGCUAUCAAGACAAACCAGGACCUUUUGCCUGAGACGCCGUGGAUCCAUAUCUUCUACAAUGACUUUUGGGGGACAUUGCUUACUCACAGUGGGAGCCACAAGUCCUACAGACCUCUCUGCACACUUUCCUUCCGCAUUAACCAUGCUGUUGGGGGAAUGGACCCAUGGGGCUACCACCUUGUAAAUGUCCUCUUACAUGCUGCAGUCACUGGCCUUUUCACAAACUUCUCCAGGAUUCUCUUUGGUGAUGGGUACUGGACCUUGAUAGCGGGCCUGCUGUUUGCAUCUCAUCCAAUCCACACGGAAGCCGUAGCAGGGAUUGUAGGGAGGGCAGAUAUUGGAGCCUGCCUCUUCUUUCUGCUUUCCCUCAUGUGUUACGUGAAGCACUGCUCUACCAGAGGUUCCUCACCGAGUACUUGGGGCUGGAUCUUGGGAGCAGGGCUGUGUGCAGGAUGCAGCAUGCUGUGGAAGGAGCAAGGAGUGACUGUUCUGGCCAUUUCAGCUGUGUACGAUAUCUUUGUAUUUCAUCGACUGAAAAUGCAUCAGCUCAUUUCUGCUUUAUACAAGAGAAAGAAUUUGACCCUGUUCUUCAGCAUUGGUUUAUUGACCUCCUGGGGAACUGCACUGCUGGGUAUUCGCUUAUACUGGAUGGGCAACAAGCCCCCAAGUUUUUCUAAUUCUGACAAUCCAGCAGCUGACUCAGACAGUUUUCUCACACGUACUCUAACCUUCUUCUACUUGCCAACCAAGAACCUCUGGCUGUUGCUGUGCCCAGAUACCCUCAGCUUUGACUGGUCUAUGGAUGCGGUGCCUCUUCUUAAAGCUGUCAGUGACUGGAGGAAUCUACACACUGUGGCCUUCUAUGCAGGACUCCUCCUCCUUGCCUACUUUAGCUUGAAGGGCUCCAGCAAUGAGAGAGAAUGCAAUGGGAAAACUUUAAUGAAUGGCAAGCAAAAUGCUAAUGGGCAUAGCUGCCACCCAGAGAUGGAGUACAAGACACUGGAGGCGAAGUCAAGCUUUGCAUCAAAAGAAGAGAAUGGCCUAAAAAAGCAUGAAAUUCAGAAACUGCAGCUUCCUUCAACCGAGAACAUUGUCAUUCUGUCUCUCUCUUUGUUAAUAGUGCCCUUCGUUCCUGCCACAAACCUGUUUUUCUAUGUUGGCUUUGUAAUAGCAGAGCGUGUGCUGUAUGUUCCUAGUAUGGGCUUCUGCCUGCUGGUUACAGUAGGUGUCAGGGCCCUUUAUGUCAAAGCCCAAAAGCGCUUUCUGAAGAACUUGGUUUUUUGUUCCACUGCUGCAUUAAUUGUUUUCUAUGGACUCAAGACUGUUGUCAGGAAUGGGGACUGGCAGAAUGAGGAGAUGCUGUAUAGGUCAGGGAUAAAAGUAAACCCUGCUAAAGCAUGGGGUAACCUUGGAAAUGUUCUCAAGAGCCAGAGCAAGAUUUCUGAAGCUGAAAGCGCCUAUAGAAAUGCCUUGUACUAUCGCAGCAACAUGGCUGAUAUGCUUUAUAAUUUAGGAUUACUACUUCAGGAAAACAGCAGGUUUUCAGAGGCAUUGCAUUACUAUAAACUGGCAAUUGGUAGCAGACCUACACUAGCUUCUGCCUAUUUAAAUACUGGUAUCAUCCUGAUGAACCAAGGGAAGACAGAGGAAGCCAGGAGGACUUUUGUGAAGUGUUCAGAGAUCCCUGAUGAAAACCUAAAAGAUCCUCAUGCUCAUAAAAGCUCUGUUACCAGCUGUCUUUAUAACUUAGGAAAACUUUUUCAUGAACAAGGACACUAUGAGGAGGCCCUUACAGUUUACAAAGAAGCAAUACAGAAAAUGCCGAGGCAGUUUGCACCACAGAGCCUAUAUAACAUGAUGGGUGAAGCCUAUAUGAGAAUGAGCCGACUGCCUGAAGCAGAGCACUGGUAUGUGGAGUCACUGCGAUCCAAGAGCGACCACAUCCCAGCCCACCUCACCUAUGGAAAACUGCUGGCUCUGACGGGACGCAAGAGUGAGGCAGAGAAGUACUUCUUGAAGGCUAUUCAGCUGGAUCCUACCAAAGGAAACUGCUAUAUGCAUUAUGGUCAGUUCCUCCUAGAAGAAUCCCGCCUGAUAGAAGCAGCUGAAAUGGCAAAAAAAGCAGCUGAACUUGAUAAUAUGGAAUUUGAUGUUGUUUUCAAUGCAGCCCAUAUGCUCAGACAAGCCAGUCUUAAUGAAGAGGCUGAGAAGUAUUAUGAAAUGGCAGCAGGAUUGAGACCUAAUUAUCCAGCUGCCCUAAUGAAUCUUGGAGCCAUUCUCCAUCUGAAUGGCAAGCUGAAAGAGGCUGAAGAAAACUACCUCCUUGCUCUUCAACUGAAACCUGAUGAUGUCAUCACCCAAUCCAAUCUUCGCAAAUUGUGGAAUAUCAUGGAGAAACAAGGAUUGAAAACAUCCAAAACAUGA
Cinclus cinclus is the source of this 2936-nucleotide messenger RNA. It is a transcript of the gene TMTC2, whose product is annotated as transmembrane O-mannosyltransferase targeting cadherins 2. Gene Ontology annotation, cellular component: endoplasmic reticulum membrane. Gene Ontology annotation, molecular function: mannosyltransferase activity; protein binding. NCBI's taxonomy places the organism in Eukaryota, Metazoa, Chordata, Aves, Passeriformes, Cinclidae. The transcript is spliced from 12 exons. Gene Ontology annotation, biological process: protein O-linked glycosylation via mannose. The coding region runs from base 426 to 2936 and encodes 836 amino acids. The record is from RefSeq and is a predicted model, not a curated record.